Messenger RNA from Triticum aestivum (bread wheat), 1727 nucleotides. RefSeq names its product myricetin 3-O-rhamnoside 1,2-glucosyltransferase UGT709G2-like. The record is from RefSeq and is a predicted model, not a curated record. Bases 159 to 1547 code for a protein of 462 amino acids. NCBI's taxonomy places the organism in Eukaryota, Viridiplantae, Streptophyta, Magnoliopsida, Poales, Poaceae. The transcript has a single exon. Gene Ontology annotation, molecular function: quercetin 3-O-glucosyltransferase activity; quercetin 7-O-glucosyltransferase activity.
AGAUUAUUACUACUACUACUCCGUACUCCUAACUGGAGUGUUCUGAUUGCCGAUGGUUUGUUCCUUCUCCCUCGCCGUUUAUAUAUAGGACGCCAAGCAACACCAACCACCAGAGCCGCCAUUAAAUCUGCGAGUUGGCCGACCUGCCGUUUGCCAGAAUGAUGGACACCGCGGCGCACGUUCUCGUGUUCCCUUGGCCACGGCAGGGGCACAUCAACCCCAUUCUCCAUUUCGCCACCGCCCUCGUCGACGCCGGUCUCCAAGUCAGCUUCCUCCACACCGAGCGCAACCUCCGCCGUCUGGCCCAGGCGCCUCUGCUGGGCCUCCGCUUGCUUUCCAUUCCCGACGGCCUCCCCGAAGACCAACCCUGCAGCUUCUUGGAUCUCAUGGAGUCCAUGUGCACGACCGGCAGCGCCGCGUACCGUGCCCUGCUCCUGUCGCUUCUCUCCGCCGUUGAUGCGCCCGUGACAUGCGUUGUCGCCGAUGGCACCAUGCCGUUCGCCUUCGACAUCGCCGAGGAGCUCGGCAUCCCGGCGCUCGCCUUCGCCCCGCACAGCGCGUGCAGCUACCUGGCGCUCCUGUCCAUGCCCAAGCUCCUCGAGCUCGGCGAGGCCGCCUUCCCCGCGGACGACCCGGUGCGUGGCGUGCCGGGGAUGGAGGGCUUCCUCCGUCGACGUGACCUUCCUCGUGGUCUCUCCUGCGCUGAAAAAGGCGACGGAGACCCCUUGGUGCUAAAGCUUGCCGAGGUCACCGCCCGGAGCUGCAAGGCGCGUGCGCUCAUAAUCAACACCGCUGCGUCCAUGGAGGGGCCAGCGCUCGCUCACAUCGCGUCGUGCGCAUGCGAGGUCUUCGCCGUCGGCCCACUGCACGCCAGGUCCACGAUCGCCGAAAGCGCGAGCCUGUGGCGGGAGGACGACGGGUGCAUGGCCUGGCUGGACGGCCACGAGGACCGGUCCGUCGUGUACGUGAGCCUGGGAAGCCUCGCCGUGAUCACCCACGAGCAGUUCACUGAGUUCCUCUCUGGUCUGGCAGCCACCGGGUACGCCUUCCUCUGGGUUCUCCGGCCGGGCAUGGUCCAGAUGACCAGCUCCAAGCUCCUCGGAGCAACCGUCGAGGCAGUGGGAGGCGGCAGGGGGCGCGUCGUCGAGUGGGCUCCUCAGCGGGACGUGCUGCGUCAUCGGGCGGUGGGCUGCUUCCUGACACACGCCGGAUGGAACUCGACGCUGGAGUGCGCCGUGGAGGGCGUGCCGAUGGUGUGCUGGCCCUUCUUCGCCGACCAGCAGACCAACAGCCGCUUCGUGGACGCCGUGUGGAAGACGGGGCUGGACAUGAAAGACGUCUGCGACAGAGGCGUCGUGGAGAAGACGGUGAGGGGGGUCAUGAUUUCGGACGAGAUCAAGGAGGCGGCCCAAGCCAUGGCGCAACAGUUGAGGCUCAACAUCGCGGAGGCGGGGUCGUCGUCAUUCCAGUUCGAGCGGCUCGUCCGCUUCAUCGGGGAGCUCAACAUCAGCUCCUCUCUAAUGAAGCCCAGAAUGAACGAAGACUAGUACAGGCUGGUAGCAAUUUGCCAGACACUGAGUAAAAUAAUCGCAUUGUUAAGUGCCACCAUCAAUUAUGGAGAUAUAUGCAGAGCAAUAAUGUUUUUCUUAAAAAACUAGAUAAUUGUCCGUGUAUUGCAAAGGAAUAUACUAUUAAGUUGAUCCAAUGAUUAUUUUCUCAAAGAAAAA